AUGAAUCAUAAUGAUCAUUCUCAUAUGAAUGGAAGAGGAUAUGUUCAAACAAUUGAUAUGCUGACAUCAGGUCAAUUCGAAGGAUUGAGUUGUUCGAUUCACGAGAAUUAUAGUGGUCCUUCCGAUCUCGAUAGUUUCGAUCUCUACGAUAUCACCUCUGGAAAUAUUAUAUCAUGUGAUCCAAAUCAGCCAACCGCUUACGAACCAUCUAUUCGUUGGGAUGACAAUAGUAAUAAUAGUGCAAACAGUAGUAAUAGCAACAACGAUGACAAUACAUCAAACAAUGUUAUCAUUGACAAUACCAAACAACAACAACAACAACAACAACAGCUUUUACAAAAUCCAAACAAUAUAAUUUCACCACGUUUAAUUACAAUUAAUAAUAUAGAUCAAGUCAUACCAACAUCUACAAUUUCAAAUCCAAAUAAUAAUAAUAAUGUUAAUAAUAAUGUAAUAUUAUCACCAGUACUACAACCACCACUACCAAAUAAUAAUAAUAAUAAUAAUACAAUGUUAAAUAGUAUAAAAUCACCUAUAUUAGUUGAAUGUAAAGAUAUGGAUCCAAUAUCAAAGGUUGGUCAACUUCAACCCUAUGUAAUCGAAACCUUUCCAAUUCAAAGUGGAAAAUUCUAUCGUGUGAUUAUUGACUCUAGCUUCUGGGCAAAGGUUAGCGAGGAGAUGGGAUUCUACGAUAUGAACGAAGGCAAUUGGUCUACCUCACCAUCGGGUUGUCACCAAGAGCGUACACUCAACUUUAAAACACCGAUCUCUUUCAAGAUCGGUCCAAAAGUAGCUAGUGUCACACAGGUACAAAAGAUUAGACGAACUUCGACCGGUGGCUACUUUAUGGAGACCAGCUCGGUGUCUCGUGAUGUGCCAUACGGCGACAGCUUCUCCGUUGAGAACUACAUCUCGCUCGAGCCGGCCGCCGCCAACAAAGAUCACUGUCAACUCAAGGUGUCCACGGCCGUCAAAUUCAUCAAAUCGAUCUGGGGUAUCGGUGGACUCAUCGAGAAAUCCGUUAUCCAAUCCAACAAGGAUUUCUUUGUCGUUUGGACCAAAAUGGCCAGAUCCACACUCGAGAAAUCCGCCAAUUCAUCAUCACAACCUCCAGCCGAACUCAACAGUAGCAUCAACUUCUUGACACCAACAAAUCAAUCACCAAAUAACUCCACACCAACAACACCUACUUCUCCAGUCAAACAACAACAAGUAGUAGUUCAACAACAACAACAACAACAAACUGUACCAAACAAACAAUUACCACCGACUCCACCACCAAAACAACAAGUACAACAACAUCAACAACAACAACAACAAGAUCCAAAUGAAAAUAAUAAUAUUAAUAAUUAUGAACAUAUUAAAAAACUGUUUUUCCAAUUGUUUAGAGAAACACAACAUCCGAGAACCGUAAAGAUUAUCUCACACAAGACUAAGCAACAUAUUGCAAAUAUCACUAUACAUGUACACUAUACGGUGGGACAUGUUGUACAAUACCUUAUUCCACAAGCAAUACCAGAGUUGAUAAACAAUCAGAAUUUCGAUUUCUUUUGGUAUGACAAGAUGAACGAGCCAAGCUUAUUCUUUGCCAAAGAUAUGGAUCUACCAAUUCUAAACUAUCUUCAAAGUUCAGAUUCACUUUGUAUCGGUACAAUCACCCAGCAAGUUGCAAACAAAAAAUCACUAUCCUUUGAAAUCGUACAACAAGGUAAAAGAGCUGUAAUUAAAAAUAAUAACCAACAACAAAAUGGUUUAUCAUUUCAUUUAUCACGUAAUCGUGUGGAAGAUGAAUUCCAAAUAUUACCAUCGAAUUCAUUGUUGCAAUCGGUGCAGACUCUAAAGAGUGAGGCAGAGUCACAAAAGAUCGACAAGAUCCUUCGUAAUCGAUACCUCUACAUCUUCCUCAAUGGUAUGAUCGGUAUUGCACUGAUGAUCGUCGAACUUCAAGUAUCUUGGACUGGCAAAGAGUUGGUGAUCGAUGAAUCCUCAAAAGUAUUUAGAGGUUUAAUAUUUGCAUUAACAAUCAUUUUAAGUAAGAUCUUACAACAUUAUAUAAUAAUAAUAAAAUUGUUACUCUCGAAUGUUACUCAUGGUUGGCUUACAAAGAGAGCGAGAGGAUUCAGAGUGACACCUUUGAAUGUACUAAGAUCUACUACGAUGGCACCGUUGUUCUGGGCGGAAGUACUGAUUUGUAUGAUCAUGCCCGUGCCAUUUGCUAGUGGCCCUAUUCGGACUUGGUCCGAUCCCAAGUGGGGACUUUUCAUGUGGCUGCGUAUCUAUAUGUUCAUUCGUGUGUACAGAGAUUUCAGUCAUGUCUAUAAACUGCGUCAUAGCAUCCAAGCCAAGUAUCGACAGAAGAACGAAGUUCCACCAAAGUUCAACUGGUCGCUCAGCUUGAAGACACUGCUCUAUCAGCGACCACUCACCACAUUCAUUCCAUUCACAAUCUUUAUCAUCUUUAUCUGCUCGCACAUCAUCUAUGUCUUUGAGCGUGAGGAUCUCGACCAACCAAAGCCAUUCACCUAUCCAGUUUCCCUCUACAUUUCAUUCCUCUCGAUGUUUACCGGUUGGCCAACCGAUUCCUUCGAUGAAUACAAUCCAGCAACAUUCUUUGGUAGAUUUGGAUCAAUUAUGUCAUCUGUUUUGGGUCUUUUCACUUUGGCUUGUUUGAUUGAACAAUUCUCGAAUUUGACACAUCCAACUGCUCAUCAAAAACCAAUUUUGAAUUAUAUCUAUUUGUUGGAGGUACAAGAGAAGGAACGUAAUUCUGCAGCGAGAUUGAUACAGGUCGUAUGGAAGAGAUAUCGUUGGCAGAAUGAAAACAGUUUUGCAGAGAGUCGAUCGGUGUUCAACUCACAGGAAGCAUACUUCUCGAUGAAGUACAUCGAAUCUGUAAAGAACUUUGGUCGAGACCGUCGUUACCGUAAGCAAAUUCAAACGCUGAUUGCAUCGGAGAAGACUGACGAUGGUGACUCUGACGGAAAGCCCGACAUCAAAGAGCAACUCCUCGAAAAGAUCGAGGAGGAGAGAUCCGCUCGUAUGGUUGUAGAAGAGAAAAUCCAACGAAUGGAAGAGCACCAAAUAUUUAUCAUCAAUCAACUACAAGCUAUCCUUCAGCAACAACAACAAGGUAACAACAAUAAUAAUAUUGGAACACCAAUACAAAGAUUACCAACUCCUCCCCCACAAAUUAAUAUCGAUAAUAAUAACACAAAUAACAAUAAUAACAACAACAAUAAUAAUAAUAAUAACUAUAGUUUAUAA
Molecule: messenger RNA, 3264 nt
Organism: Heterostelium album PN500
Lineage: Eukaryota; Evosea; Eumycetozoa; Acytosteliales; Acytosteliaceae
Exons: 4
Coding region: 1-3264 (1087 amino acids)
Biological process (GO): potassium ion transmembrane transport
Cellular component (GO): plasma membrane
Molecular function (GO): calmodulin binding; small conductance calcium-activated potassium channel activity
Source: RefSeq, a predicted model, not a curated record